Messenger RNA from Eupeodes corollae, 1964 nucleotides. RefSeq names its product F-box/SPRY domain-containing protein 1 (gene Fsn). The coding region runs from base 372 to 1139 and encodes 255 amino acids. The record is from RefSeq and is a predicted model, not a curated record. The transcript has 4 exons. Gene Ontology annotation, biological process: proteasome-mediated ubiquitin-dependent protein catabolic process; synapse assembly involved in innervation. Gene Ontology annotation, molecular function: protein binding. Gene Ontology annotation, cellular component: SCF ubiquitin ligase complex; synapse. NCBI's taxonomy places the organism in Eukaryota, Metazoa, Arthropoda, Insecta, Diptera, Syrphidae.
AUUUGUAUUUUGAUUGCAAAAUAGAAAGGAAAAGUUUUCUUUCUUUUUUGUCUAUUAAACGCUUCUCUAGUUAAUUUUUUAAUAAACCUUAACAAAAAAUGGAAAUCCGAAGGCAUAUCUAGAAAUUCAUUAAUCAAUCAAAUUCCAAAAUCAUCCUCUGAUUCAGUGAAACAAUUGAAAGUUAAAAGAAAAUACAUUUUUAUUUGGAACGCUUUACUUUUGACAACGUACGCACAAAAUUUAUCUUUCGCAAUUUUUCUUGGUCUUGGUCUGUGUGUUGAAAAAAUAACUAAUCAACUCGAAUUGUGCAAAGAAAAGAAUUUGGGUUUUGAAUUGAAUUAAAUUUGUGUGGCAGAGUGUUUGCUGGAAAUAUGGGAGAUUCGAUCGCUGCCACAGUUAAUGACCAUGUUCUAGAAGCAAUAUUCUCGUAUUUAAGCCUGGAAGACCUAAGGAAUUGUUCACUUGUCUGCAAAAGAUGGUAUCGCUUCCUCAACGAUGAAAACAAUGAUGUCUGGCGAAUGCACUGCAUAGGCAAACUAGCCGAGGAGGCACUCAAAUCGGAUGUCCUGUCUUCUGUGCCCACCUACAAAUCAAAACUAAGAGCAUUCUUUUAUGCCUGGAAUCCAAAUGACUGUUCUAGGAAUGUUUAUAUCAAACCAAAUGGAUUUACACUGCAUCGUAACCCUGUUGCACAGAGUACAGACGCAGCGAGAAGUAAAAUAGGAUUUAGACAAGGACGCCACGCUUGGGAAGUUAUAUGGGAGGGUCCACUUGGAACAGUAGCGGUAAUUGGAAUCUCAACAAAGGAAGCAGCCCUACAAUGCCACGGGUAUGUGGCAUUAUUAGGGGCAGACGACCAAAGCUGGGGAUGGAAUCUUGUCGAUAACCAUUUACUCCAUAAUGGAGAUGCACAGGGCAACUAUCCCCUGUUAAAUAAUGCGCCAAAGUAUCAGGUGGGUGAACGAAUACGAGUCAUCCUGGACUGUGAUGACAACACUCUUUCGUUUGAAAAGAAUUACGAAUUUUUAGGAGUAGCGUUUAGAGGUUUGCCGGACAAAGCACUUUAUCCUACUGUUUCAGCGGUAUACGGUAAUACGGAAGUUUCCAUGGUGUAUCUGGGUCCACCAUUAGACGGUUAAAUUAAAAUAAUAAAACAAGCUAUAUGUAAUUGCAAUAGGUCUAUAGGCAUGUUGUAUCAUGCAACAGUUUUUUGCUACUCUCGCGUAUUUGCCCCGAUCACAUUACGACAUAAUUAUUAUUUUUUUUUAAAUUAAGAACAAAUUAAAAAAAAAAUCUGCAAGGCAAAUUCAAAUAAAAAAAGAAAAAACAUAACAACAUAACACAACGGUUAACAUACAAACAUAAUAUAUUUUAUAUACACAGUUGCAGAACAGAAUAAGUAAAAAAAGGAAAAAGUAGAAUAAUUAUUAUUUAGUUUAUUAGUUUUUAUUUUUAUUGAAAACAAUGACAAACUAGCGCAUUACGAACCGUGUACAAUUUUAAGUUUUAAAGUAUUAAAAUAAUUCAACGGAAGCUUUCAAUAAAUAUAAAAGAAACUAUUUAGGAACCUAUAUAAUUUUGUUUUUCGUAGGAUAAUUAUUUUUGUUUACAAAAACAAAAAACUAUGCCCUCUUCUCUCUUAUACAUUUAUAUCAAUUGUUAUUUCUUUAUUUUAAUUUUUCCAGCACUGUUAUUUUUUUUAUUUGUUUAAAUAAUAAUUGUACACCUGAUUAAUUUAUAAUUUAUAAAUAAUGGUAGAACAGUUGUCGUUAUUUUGUUUAUGUUGUCUGUAAUUCUGUAUAUUGGUGCUAGUCAAUACAUAAAAUCACCCCCUCCAAAUGAUAAAAAUAAAAGAAAAAACCAAAAUAUUAUAAAAUGAGAAAAAAUCAUGAUUUUGUACAAAAAGUGUAUUUUAUUCAAAUUAAUUUUUAAACUACAUACAUCAAAUAAAAAUCACCACAAGA